This is a messenger RNA of Tilletiaria anomala UBC 951, 840 nucleotides long. RefSeq names its product histone-fold-containing protein. The coding region runs from base 299 to 748 and encodes 149 amino acids. Gene Ontology annotation, cellular component: negative cofactor 2 complex. The record is from RefSeq and is a predicted model, not a curated record. Gene Ontology annotation, molecular function: general transcription initiation factor activity; TBP-class protein binding; protein heterodimerization activity. NCBI's taxonomy places the organism in Eukaryota, Fungi, Basidiomycota, Exobasidiomycetes, Georgefischeriales, Tilletiariaceae. Gene Ontology annotation, biological process: positive regulation of transcription by RNA polymerase II; negative regulation of transcription by RNA polymerase II; chromatin remodeling. The transcript is spliced from 3 exons.
UGAGAGCAAGCAGCAUCUGCGCAGCCUGUGAAUGUCGUGUCAUGUGGGCUGUGGACAGUGGGGACUCCUGAACUUGAAAAGUCAGUUGCCAAUAUCACUCUCUUUGGUGCUGAGUGCCUCUCUCCGGACUGGAUGCUUGCAAUCCAGAGGAGCAGCAUCAAUACGCCCUCGUGGAGUGCGUGUCAUCCAAGGCCAAGGGCGACGCCAGCUGAACAGGGAGUAAAAGGCGACAGGCCAUCUCAGCCAAGUGCCAAAGCGCGAGGGAGAUAUAGGGUACACCAGUGUGGAAAUGGCCACAAUGUCGGACGAGGAAAACUUUGCUGAAGGGUCAGGAUCUGGAUUCACGGAGGACGAUCUGUCGCUACCAAAAGCCACAGUCCAAAAGAUCAUCCAAGGCGUCAUUCCUUCUGACAUAUCAUGUGCAAAGGACACGCGCGAAGUGCUCAUUGAGUGCUGCAUAGAAUUCCUCCACCUCAUCUCAUCUGAAUCAAACGAGGUGUGCGAGCGCGAGUCGAAGAAAACCAUCGCACCAGAGCACGUUAUCCAAGCGCUGAGAGACCUCGGCUUCGAGAACUUCGUCGAAGGAGUGGAGGAUAUCUUGAAAGACCACAAACAGAUGGCAAAGGAGCGAGAGCAGAAGAUUAGCAAAAAGGUGCAAGAUAUGGGCAUGACGCCUGAAGAGCUGCAGAGGCACCAAGAGAUGCUCUUCGCCGCCAGCAAGGCGAGAUACGAAGCGACAAACGAUUGACGCACAGGUGAUUUACCCGGCCGUUGCAGUGUAUACUAGCAUUGUACAACAGAGAGAGAAAGGAAUGCAGCCGGGGUAACCCCCAUUGAGAG